CAAAAACAGCUCACACAAAAAGCUUCUCACGAAUUCGUUGCCUCUUCCUACAAGCGCAUCCCCCCACUUCAUCCAAGUCCAAAACAAAAUGGUGCUUUACGUCGAGGGAGAUGUCAUCGAGUACCGCCCCUUUGGCGGCGAUGUCAAGACUGGCAAGAUUGACAAGAUCGAAGCCAAGACUGGAGGCCACGUCGACAUCACCUACACUGUAAAUGGCGAAAAGAUCAUCUCUUGCCAGAUCAUUGGCAAGACCAAGUGAGGGUCUGUCGUGGCGGAAUCGGGAUCUGGAUGGGGAGCAGGCGCAGGCUCAGUGAUGAGCACAUCGCCACCAUCAUUGGGCUCUUCUGGCAUAUCUCCUUCAAUCAGAAGAGCAGAGCUGCAAGCAGACGAUUUGAUGAACAAAGAGCGACAAAUCAAGAAAGCGAGGUUGGACUGAAUGACAACGCAAAGGGGAACAAUCCGCACACUAGGGUCCAUCGCUCUGAUCUGGUGUGCUUCAUGCGCGCCCACCUCUCGCCUUUUUUGCCCCCUUCCGCCCCUCCUCCCCGCCCCCCCCCGCCUCCUUUUGAUUGUUGCUGCGAAAGAGCUUCUUCUCUUCCCCC
Ceraceosorus guamensis is the source of this 602-nucleotide messenger RNA. RefSeq lists its product as hypothetical. Bases 89 to 259 code for a protein of 56 amino acids. The record is from RefSeq and is a predicted model, not a curated record. Lineage: Eukaryota; Fungi; Basidiomycota; Exobasidiomycetes; Ceraceosorales; Ceraceosoraceae. The transcript has 3 exons.